Molecule: messenger RNA, 588 nt
Organism: Pseudozyma flocculosa PF-1
Lineage: Eukaryota; Fungi; Basidiomycota; Ustilaginomycetes; Ustilaginales; Ustilaginaceae
Exons: 1
Coding region: 1-588 (195 amino acids)
Source: RefSeq, a predicted model, not a curated record
AUGUCAGGACCGACAGCCAACGAGCCGGUGAUCGUCGUCAGCCCAGAGAGCAGGGGCACCGUGUACGGCCAGCCCGCCACGCUCGUCGACGUCUACCUGCCGGUGCACUACGACGCCUACGAGAGAACGCUCACGGCCUUUCUCCCGCGCUGGCUCGACGAGCACCUGACGCUGGACAAGCAGUGGUUCUUUGUCGACGUCUUCAAGUUCGAGCCUGCCGGUCUGGCCGGCACGCCGCCGCCGCCGCUGUCGCUCCUCUCGGCCAAGGUGCUCAAUAUCGUCGUCCGACCCAUCUUUGUCGAUCCAGACCACUCGAUCACGGCCUUCGUGCCGCCUCGACACGAGCUGGUGCUGCUUCAGGCGUACAGUGAGCAAGAGCUCCGCCGCGCUCACGAGAAGUUGAGGGCGACGUCGGACCUCUUUGAAGCCAACCUGCUCCGACCCUUUGCCUACGAGCUCUACGUCGCCGAGCAUUCGAGGCUCCGCCUUAUCGCAAUCGCCGAUGCGCUCAAUCGAGAUUACUGGAAGUGGGCGCUUUACGUCCUCUGCCUCGAUGCCGAGACGUACCGCGAUAGCCUGCUCGCCUAG